Molecule: messenger RNA, 1871 nt
Organism: Rhopalosiphum maidis (corn leaf aphid)
Lineage: Eukaryota; Metazoa; Arthropoda; Insecta; Hemiptera; Aphididae
Product: gastrula zinc finger protein xLCGF3.1-like
Exons: 7
Coding region: 812-1783 (323 amino acids)
Biological process (GO): regulation of transcription by RNA polymerase II
Cellular component (GO): nucleus
Molecular function (GO): DNA-binding transcription activator activity, RNA polymerase II-specific; RNA polymerase II cis-regulatory region sequence-specific DNA binding
Source: RefSeq, a predicted model, not a curated record
AGUAAUUUGAGUACUCCUAUCUUAAAUAACUGUAAGUUAUGUAUAUCAAUAAUAAUUAAUAAAUAACCAUUCAAAUUAAAUAAAUUUAGUUUUUACCUAAAUGUAUAAAAUACAUAAUUAUACAAGGUUAUUACUUUAUUACAACAGUUUAAUCAUGUCUUAGUAACCAUAGAACAAUAAUCCAAAUUGGAAAUAAUCAUCUAUAUGAACUUCUAUUUCAUAAGCAAAUUGAAUUAAAUUAUUAAUCUACUAAUAGGAAGAUUGAUGCAACAUAAAAUAAAGAUUGUGAAACAGACAAUGAUAUGUGUAGAUAGAAAUAUUUUUAAUGAUCAUUUAGUGAUUUAAUGUGUGUGCAUAAUAAGCACACAUCCUUCUUGAAGGCGCAAAAAAUUGUUUUAAUACAUAUUAUCAAUCUAUUUUGAAAAAAAAAUUUUACUCUUUCAUUUUACUGUUAUGAAAUAGUGAUUAUUUUUAUUCGUAGCUAAAUAAUUAGUUAGUUUAGUUUUUACAAAGCUAAUAAAAAUUGCCAAUAUUAGCACUGUUGAUUUUACUGCAACUAAUAGAGAUAAUUUCUAACUGUGGACUAAGAUAAGCUAUGGUAAUCUAUGAUUUAAAUUUUUUAAUAUCAUCACUGCUAAUGGAAUUUUUAUUCCAUAGGAUGAAGUUAAUGAAAUUGUUGAGAUAAACAAAUUAAAACUUGGCUAUUGAUGUUUAAGAGGCACAGUCUAGAUUUAGAGAAACAAUAAAUUAUUGGAUUUUACCAAGUAGAACCGUGAUUAGCAACGGCUGAAGGUGUUAUAUUAUUACAACAAUGUAUUACUGUGAUGCAGAAGACCAAGAAUUAAACUAUAACAAAAACAUUGAGUCAUGUAUGUUAGAUAUUAAUGUUAAAAAUCAAUUAAACACUUAUGAUUUGGACAUGAGAACUGAUAAUACAAUGCCUGAAACCAAAAGAAAACCUUUUAAAAUUCCUGAUCAUAUUUCUUCAAUCGAAUGUGACGGAAGUGUUAAAUAUAAUUGUACUGUUUGCAAAAAGACUUUUAAUUCAAAAAAGAAUUGUUUCUAUCAUUUAACAUGUAACGGAGAUGGAAUUAAAAAACCGUUGAUCUGUUAUAAAUGUAAUAAAUCAUUUAAAAUCCAAUCACAUUUAGAUUAUCAUAUGUUAACACAUUCAGGUGAAAGACCAUUUAAAUGUAUUGAAUGUGAUAAAUGUUUUUUCACUAAAUCUAAAAUGAUUGAACAUAAAAUAGUACAUACAGUACGUUCUCAUUUUUGUGCAAUAUGUACCAAAGGUUUCAAAAGAAAGCGAUCAUUAGAAGUGCAUAUGAAAUCACAUGCUCUAGAAAAACCAUUUCAAUGUGCAACAUGUUUGAAAUUUUUCAAAAACAAGCAAUGUCUAAAAAAACAUCACAUUAGGAAACAUUCUGGAACUAAAGCAUUUUCAUGUGACAUCUGUAAACGGAAAUUUAGUUUAAAAGAUGCGUUGGUUUCACAUCAAAAGACACAUAUAUUCUCAACUCAAUUUGCUUGUUAUUUAUGUAAUCAACGUUUUAGAGAAAAACGUUAUUUACAAAGACAUCUUGGAACUCAUAAAAAAAACAUUUUGAAUUGUCCAAUAUGCAUGAAGAAGUUCACGCGUAAAGACAACUUGGACCGUCAUGUAAGAAACACUCACUUGGAAUCUGAAAACAUUAAUAUAAAUGAACAUGUAAUUCGUGCUUCUGUUAUUAAAGUUGUUAACAAAAUUGAAUCAUGUCCUGUUAGAGUAAUCCAACAUACUUAAAUUGUUAUUUUGUAUAAGUAUUUAUAGAUAUUCUAUAUAUUAGUUGUAUAAUAUUAUGUUACCGCUAUAGUUAUUAUUAUACUAUGUC